CAAGGCUUUAAAUAUGGCUCGAGUCUUUCAUUCCCCUUCACAUUCUGCCCUGUAGUCUUCUGGAUCGCUUUGCUGUUUGGUUGCCGUGGUUUCGAGAGCAUCCAAAAAUGGCGAGUGCCCUGGAAAAGGCCCUGGACGUGAUGAUUUCAACUUUCCACCUCUACUCCGGCAAGGAAGGGGACAAAUUCAAGCUCAACAAGGCGGAGCUGAAGGAGUUGCUUCUGAAAGAGCUGCCUGGAUUCGUCGGCAAAAAGAAGGACGAGGCGAGUUUCCAGAGGAUCAUGAGCAACCUCGACAACAAUAAGGACAAUGAGGUCGAUUUCCAAGAAUACGCCGUCUUCCUGGCCUGCGUCGCCAUGAUGUGCAACGAUUUCUUCCAAGGCUGCCCCGACAAGAUGCCCCGAAGCAAGUGAUUGGGGGGCGGGCGGGAGCAGCAAGUGUCAGUGCAGGCAGGAGAAUCAAGAUCUCCGCUGCACGGGGUCUCUCCUCCCCCCACAUGGGUCCCGUCUGUAAAGCUCGUCUGAUUUGUAGCAUGGGGAUUAUUAAUCGCCCCUUCCUGCUUCCACAAUAAAUUUUGCUUUCAAACAGGA
Molecule: messenger RNA, 590 nt
Organism: Rhineura floridana
Lineage: Eukaryota; Metazoa; Chordata; Lepidosauria; Squamata; Rhineuridae
Product: protein S100-A4-like
Exons: 3
Coding region: 108-413 (101 amino acids)
Biological process (GO): positive regulation of canonical NF-kappaB signal transduction
Cellular component (GO): nucleus; cytoplasm; perinuclear region of cytoplasm
Molecular function (GO): transition metal ion binding; RAGE receptor binding; calcium ion binding
Source: RefSeq, a predicted model, not a curated record